AUGCGCACACGCCGCCCGGCCGGCCCAGUCCCCGCCGCCGCCUCUGUUCUAUGGUGUUUCCCUAGAGGAUCGCCGGGGUGGGGGCCGCGGCUGUCGGCGCUCCUGCUUCGGCUGCCUUGGCUGCGGGCUUGCGGGUUGGCCGGCCCCGACCGGCAGCGACAUGGAGGAAUUCGAUUCCGAAGAUUUCUCCACCUCGGAGGAGGACGAGGACUACGUGCCGUCGGGUGGAGAGUACAGCGAAGAUGAUGUAAAUGAAUUAGUGAAGGAGGAUGAAGUGGAUGGUGAAGAGCAGACACAGAAAACCAAAGGGAGAAAAAGGAACGCUGCCAGCGUGGCAGCCAGGAAGAGAAAACAAGGUGGUCUCUUGUUAGAGGAAGACGAAGAGGAAGAUGGCAAGGCAGAAUCUGGAGGAAGUAGCAGCGAGGAGGAAGAGGAGGCAGCGGACCAGGAGAAAGGAGCUGCUUCUGAGGCUGCCAGGAGGAAAAAGGAGGAUGAGCUCUGGGCCAGCUUCCUCAGCGAUGUGGGUUCCAAGCCCAAAGCACCCCCAAGCACGCAGGCACAGAAAGGAGAGGAGACUGAACAGACCGGUUCAAGUAAAUUGUCAGAAAAAGCAGAAGAGCUCGAGAAACCUAAAGAAAUAGAAAAGGUUAAAAUCACCAAAGUGUUUGAUUUUGCCGGUGAAGAAGUGAGGGUUACUAAGGAAGUGGAUGCUAAAUCAAAAGAAGCCAAAUCCUUCUUGAAGCAGAAUGAGAGAGACCGGCCACAGGCGAACGCCCCGUCCACGGCGCUGUCCCUCCCUGCUGGCUCGGGGUUAAAAAGAGCAAGUGGCAUGAGCAGCCUUUUGGGGAAAAUUGGAGCCAAGAAGCAGAAAAUGAGCACCCUUGAGAAAUCUAAAUUGGACUGGGAGAGUUUCAAGGAAGAAGAAGGGAUUGGUGAAGAAUUAGCCAUCCAUAACCGAGGCAAAGAGGGGUACAUUGAACGGAAGGCUUUUCUGGAACGAGUGGAUCACAGGCAAUUCGAAAUUGAGCGCGAUCUCAGGCUGAGCAAAAUGAAACCUUGAUGUCUUGGGGGAAAUCAGUAGCAGUUUAAUCCUGUUUACAAUGUGAGCUUUUUAUGCAUCUGUGACAUGCUUCCCAUUCACUGCUUUCAGGCAAGGUCUCUUUUUCUACAUUGAAAGUCCCUUUAUGUAUCUUGACUUAACAUAAUUUCAUUCGUUUUACUUUCAAAAAUUUGUCCUUAAGAAAAUAAGAUAAAAUAAAAGGUGGUCCUAUGAGGCUGCUGAAAA
Ochotona curzoniae (black-lipped pika) is the source of this 1285-nucleotide messenger RNA. It is a transcript of the gene CFDP1, whose product is annotated as craniofacial development protein 1. The coding region runs from base 161 to 1060 and encodes 299 amino acids. The record is from RefSeq and is a predicted model, not a curated record. The transcript is spliced from 7 exons. NCBI's taxonomy places the organism in Eukaryota, Metazoa, Chordata, Mammalia, Lagomorpha, Ochotonidae.